AUGAACUCACAAAAAGCUCCAGUUGCAGAUUCAGCCCCUCAGAUCGAUUGGAACUUUACGGGACAAUAUCUUCGGGAGAUGGCUACUAGCCUAGAGAAUGGUACAUGGCUGGCUGAACUGAAAGGCGAACGCAGUCUCAUCCAGAGAUUCCAGAUUGACGAACAUGGCAAUCUGCGAUGGACAGGAACCGAGUACGAUCUAGGUACUGGGAGAAGCCGAGAGAAACAUUUACUACUGUAG
This is a messenger RNA of Lithohypha guttulata, 240 nucleotides long. RefSeq lists its product as uncharacterized. The transcript has a single exon. The coding region runs from base 1 to 240 and encodes 79 amino acids. NCBI's taxonomy places the organism in Eukaryota, Fungi, Ascomycota, Eurotiomycetes, Chaetothyriales, Trichomeriaceae. The record is from RefSeq and is a predicted model, not a curated record.